AGAAAAUCAUUUAUUUAAACAUGAAAUGUACCACCACCGUCUACGAGCUUUAAUGGAGGUGCUUUUAUCAUUUUUUUGUUAUACUCGAGUAAAACAUAUUAAGGGAUAUAGAAUUUUAUGUAUGGUAUUUUUGUAUGUGAUAUUAAAUGUUCAUAGUUUAAGGAAUAGUUAAGAAAACUGUAAAUUAAUAAAAAUAAUGCGAAAUCUGCGCAUGCCCAAAGCUUCACAAGGUAGUUUGCGCAUUUGGGGUUUACAUAAGUGUUUGAAAGGAACAGUAAUCGAUUGAACGACGUGCGCGGUCUCCAUUUCUUGUACGCGUUUGAUGAGGUUCUUUGUGUCUAGUGGUGACUCCUUAAAAUUGUCCAAAAUGGUUAAGAUGGAACAUGACGAUGGAAAAAACGAACCAGAGCAUGUUAGAAAGUUAUUCAUUGGUGGUUUAGAUUAUAGAACAACUGAUGAUUCUUUAAAAAAACACUUUGAAAAAUGGGGUGAAAUUGUUGAUGUAGUUGUGAUGAAAGACCCGAAAACAAAACGGUCCAGGGGAUUUGGUUUUAUUACUUAUUCUCGGGCACACAUGGUAGAUGAUGCUCAAAAUGCAAGGCCACACAAGGUAGAUGGACGUGUAGUUGAACCCAAAAGAGCUGUUCCCAGGCAAGAAAUUGGUAGGCCAGAAGCAGGUGCAACAGUUAAGAAAUUGUUUGUGGGUGGUUUAAAAGAAGAUCACGAAGAAGAGGAUCUUAGGCAAUACUUCCAGAGUUAUGGUAGCAUUAACUCGAUUAGUAUCGUCACCGACAAGGAAACCGGCAAAAAGCGUGGUUUCGGUUUCGUUGAGUUUGAUGACUAUGACCCUGUAGAUAAAAUUUGUUUACAACGCAAUCACCAAAUACGCGGUAAACAUGUAGAUGUUAAGAAGGCUUUAAGUAGAGCAGAAAUGGCUUCUGCAUCCGGUGGUGGCGGAGGUAGCGGCGGUGGCGGUAGCAGAGGGGGACAGAGUGUAGGAAGAGGACCUCGGGGUGGCAAUCAAGGUGGAGGUAAUUGGGGUGGCCGAGGAAGUGGCGGCGGUGGAGAUUGGAAUAAUGGUGGUAAUCAAGGUGGUUAUGGUGGAGGUAAUCAAGGAGGUUGGGGUGGUAACGGCCCGUGGGAAAAUCAGAAUCAAGGUAAAGGAGGUGGAUGGGGAGGCCAAGGUGGUCAAGGAGGGUAUAAUAGUGGUGGAAAUUGGAGUAACGACAACUUCGGCGGAGGUUAUCAACAAGGCUAUGGCGGCGGUCCUGUUCGGAAUAACUUCAACUCUGGAGGAAGACCUGCACCCUAUGGUAUUAAUAUGGGUCCUAGUGGCCGACAGUCUGGAGACUCGAGAUGGCUACCACCCUUCGGUGGACAAGGUCCUAUGGGUGGCGGCAAUUCUGGAGGUGGUGGUGGUGGUGGCGGCGGCGGAUAUGGUAAUCAGGGUGGAUAUGGUGGUAGCUCUCUUGGCGGUGGAAACAUGGGAGGCGGCGGUGGUGGCGGUGGAAGAAGAUAUUAAAAUGCAUUAUCCGUGGCUACUUCCCUCACUUGAGCGCUCCAUGUCACAACUUCCAUUUUCACUCAUCGUAGGAGGUAAGUUAAAUCAACCUUUUUUGUAACUUUUUACGAAUUUAAAAAUUAUUGUACAGUAUCAAUAAGUUAUAAAACGGUAGAGAAUUAAUUAUCAAUUAAUUUUGUUGAAGAUAUUCGUAGCUUAAUUUAUAUGAAACUAUAUUUAAUAUUAAGUAUAAUAGAACAAUUGCUCAAGUAUUGCUAUCAAAAAUUUAAGAAAUUAAGAUUUUUUUAUUUAAACAUAUAAUUUUUUCUACAUAAAUUAUUUUAGAGGUAUAAUUUAUUACUUAAAUUAAAAGCAUGAUUUAUGCUCUUGAUACUGUUGAAGAAAAACAUAUACGAUAAUUUUUGGGAGGUAUAAUAAACUUUUUUUCAGCACAUA
Messenger RNA from Osmia bicornis bicornis, 1957 nucleotides. RefSeq names its product heterogeneous nuclear ribonucleoprotein A1, A2/B1 homolog (gene Hrb87F). NCBI's taxonomy places the organism in Eukaryota, Metazoa, Arthropoda, Insecta, Hymenoptera, Megachilidae. Gene Ontology annotation, molecular function: RNA binding. The coding region runs from base 323 to 1522 and encodes 399 amino acids. The record is from RefSeq and is a predicted model, not a curated record. The transcript is spliced from 7 exons.